AUGCACUUUUCAACAAUCAUUUCUGCUUCCGCCUUUGCUGGUCUGGCGACUGCUUCUCCGUCGUUCUUCCGAAGAAAUCCUCCUGCCGAGGAGGCUGCGCCCGUGGCGUGCGAGCCGGUCACUGUUCAUGAGACGGUCCAUGAGACGGUGCACGUGACGAUACCUGGGGAGGUUGUCCAUGAGACUGUCCACGAGACUGUCCAUGUGACUGAGGUUGUGCACCAAACCGAGACGGUACAUGCGACAGUUACCGAGGUUCAGCAUGUUCCAGUUGAGAAACCAGUCACAGUUAUCGAGACUUCCAUCGUCCACCAAGAAGUUGAGAAGCCCGUUACAGUCAUCGAGACAGUUCACCAGACGAUCGAGCAACCUGUUACUGUGGUUGAGACUUCUGUUGUUCACCAAACAGUUGAGCUGCCUGUUACAGUCAUUCACACCCAGCCCGUCGAAGUCGAGGUCGAAAAGCCAGUCACAGUUGUCGAGACUGUCCACCAAACGAUUGAACAACCCGUUACAGUUGUCGAGACAUCAGUCGUACACCAAACCAUCGAGCAACCCGUCACAGUCAUCCAUACCCAACCAGUCGAAGUCGAGAAGCCUGUUACAGUGGUUGAGACCUCAGUUGUUCAUCAGACCAUUGAGCAGCCAGUCACUGUCGUUCAUACUGUACCUGUCGAAGUUGAGAAACCUGUAACAGUAGUUGAGACUUCUGUCGUGCACCAGACAAUUGAACAGCCUGUUACCGUCAUCCAUACACAGCCAGUUGAGGUCGAGAAGCUCGUCACAGUUAUCCACACUCAGCCAGUCGAGGUCCCAGUUCAGGUUCCAGUCACUGUUAUUCACACCCAACCCGUUGAGGUACCUGUCGAGAAGCCUGUGACUGUCAUCCAUACAUCCGUGGUUGAGAACACAGUUGUCCAUACUUCAGUUGUCGAAGUCGAGAAACCUGUCAACGUCGAGGUACCCGUCACAGUGGUGCACACCCAAGUCGUCGAGAAGCCUGUUCAGCAGAUACACACUGUUGAAGUUGAGAAGCCUGUUGAGGUUGUCCACACUGUCGAGGUCGAGAAGCCAGUGCAUGUUACUGUCAUCCAGACAGUCACUGAACACGUCGCUGCUCAACCUACCGCUCAUCCCGUCGAAGCUCCCCAAGAACAUCCCGUCGUGGUUAUUGAACAGCCCGAGCAUGAGGCACCAGCCCAUGAGGCACCACCGCACGAGACAGUUGUCGUGGAGGUGCCUGAACACACACCAGCAGAAGAGGUUGCAGCGCCUCACGAGACCGUUGUGGCUGAGCAUCCCGCCGCGCCUCCAGCUCACGAAACACCAGUUGCCGUCGAACAUCCCGCUGCCCCAGCAUCACCAGCUCAUGAGACUUCCGUGGUCGUAGAGCACCCAGCAGCCCCAGUCGCGACAAUGGGUCACGAAGCGCCCGCUGCCGAGCAUCCAGCUGCGCCAAUAGCGACCAUGGCGCACGAGGCUCCUGCAGCUGAGCAUACCGCUGCAUCUCAGCCUGCUGAACCCCAUGAAGGUGCAGGCGAGAUGCCCAUCGCUGAAGCCGAAGCCUUACAGCAUCCCGACAUCCCUGUUCUUCUACCCUCUGGUGGAGUGUCGGGUAAGAACGCAACAGUGGCACCAACAUAUCCUGGCCGUCGCGCUAUUGUUCGCAGAUGGUGA
Fusarium fujikuroi IMI 58289 is the source of this 1677-nucleotide messenger RNA. RefSeq lists its product as uncharacterized. The record is from RefSeq and is a predicted model, not a curated record. The transcript has a single exon. Lineage: Eukaryota; Fungi; Ascomycota; Sordariomycetes; Hypocreales; Nectriaceae. The coding region runs from base 1 to 1677 and encodes 558 amino acids.